This is a messenger RNA of Mandrillus leucophaeus (drill), 2157 nucleotides long. It is a transcript of the gene POLD2, whose product is annotated as polymerase (DNA directed), delta 2, accessory subunit. Gene Ontology annotation, molecular function: DNA binding. The transcript has 12 exons. The record is from RefSeq and is a predicted model, not a curated record. NCBI's taxonomy places the organism in Eukaryota, Metazoa, Chordata, Mammalia, Primates, Cercopithecidae. The coding region runs from base 650 to 2059 and encodes 469 amino acids. Gene Ontology annotation, biological process: DNA replication; DNA strand elongation involved in DNA replication. Gene Ontology annotation, cellular component: delta DNA polymerase complex.
GAGUAGGGUCCAGGGAAACGGGGUCAGCUGUGGGUGGCGGUUCCAGGCCGCGAGACCGGGCUCCUGGGGCGGUGGGCUAGUGUCUUGGCGGACGUUCCGCAGCUGCCGCGUGGAUCCGAGCCGGGGACACCCGCCGUGACUGGGGCAGUCCCGGGGCGCCCUCGGCCCCAUCCCAAGCAGCGCGGCCUGGCUGCUGCCGCCAUCAAACAGGUUCCAGCCGAAAACUCUUAACUAGUCACUCGUUAGACACGUGUGCGGAGCCUGUGUCCCAGGCCAGUGCUGUCCCCUGGAGAUAGAUUGCAAGCCGCUACGGAAUUUUUUAACUUUCUAGUGCUGGAGAGCUGGACGGAGGCAGAUCAGGCAUUCCAUUUGGGGCACGCUGAACUUGAUUGAGACCCUGAUAGUUGUCCAGAUGGAACAGGACACUUGAGUCUGGGAUUCGGGGAGAACUCCAGAUGAGACAAACACUCCUAGCUUUCCUUUUCUCUUUUUGGAUGACUGCUACAGGUAUCCUUUGGGUGCAGUGAGACUGCAGGAGAGCUGCUGCUUUGGGGAUGGGCAGGGGCAGCAGGAAUGCCUUUGUGUUUUCACAGUGACCCUCCUUGGCCUGGGCGAAGCUGUGUGGACCAAGCAAGCCAGGAGUGUGGCCAUGUUUUCUGAGCAGGCUGCCCAGAGGACCCACACUCUGCUGUCCCCACCAUCAGCCAACAAUGCCACCUUUGCCCGGGUGCCAGUGGCGACCUACACCAACUCCUCGCAACCCUUCCGGCUAGGAGAGCGCAGCUUUAGCCGGCAGUAUGCCCACAUUUAUGCCACCCGCCUCAUCCAAAUGAGACCCUUCCUAGAGAACCGGGCCCAGCAGCACUGGGGCAGUGGAGUCGGGGUGAAGAAGCUGUGUGAGCUGCAGCCUGGGGAGAAGUGCUGUGUGGUGGGCACUCUGUUCAAGGCCAUGCCGCUGCAGCCCUCCAUCCUGCGAGAGAUCAGCGAGGAGCACAACCUGCUCCCCCAGCCUCCUCGGAGCAAAUACAUACACCCAGAUGAUGAACUGGUCUUAGAAGAUGAACUGCAGCGUAUCAAACUAAAAGGCACCAUUGAUGUGUCAAAGCUGGUUACAGGGACUGUCCUGGCUGUGUUUGGCUCCGUGAGAGACGAUGGGAAGUUUCUGGUGGAGGACCAUUGCUUUGCUGACCUUGCUCCCCAGAAGCCCGCACCCCCACUUGACACAGAUAGGUUCGUGCUGCUCGUGUCAGGCCUGGGCCUGGGUGGAGGUGGAGGUGAGAGCCUGCUGGGCACCCAGCUGCUGGUGGAUGUGGUGACAGGGCAGCUUGGGGACGAAGGGGAGCAGUGCAGUGCCGCUCAUGUCUCCCGGGUUAUCCUCGCCGGUAACCUCCUCAGCCACAGCACCCAGAGCAGAGAUUCUAUCAAUAAGGCCAAGUACCUCACCAAGAAAACCCAGGCAGCCAGCGUGGAGGCUGUGAAGAUGCUGGAUGAGAUCCUCCUGCAGCUGAGUGCCUCAGUGCCCGUGGAUGUGAUGCCAGGCGAGUUUGAUCCCACCAACUACACGCUCCCCCAGCAGCCCCUCCACCCCUGCAUGUUCCCGCUGGCCACUGCCUACUCCACACUCCAGCUGGUCACCAACCCCUACCAGGCCACCAUUGAUGGAGUCAGAUUCUUGGGGACAUCAGGACAGAAUGUGAGUGACAUUUUCCGAUACAGCAGCAUGGAGGAUCACUUGGAGAUUCUGGAGUGGACCCUGCGGGUCCGUCACAUCAGCCCCACAGCACCUGACACUCUAGGUUGUUACCCCUUCUACAAAACCGACCCAUUCAUCUUCCUAGAGUGCCCGCAUGUCUACUUUUGUGGCAACACCCCCAGCUUUGGCUCCAAAAUCAUCCAAGGUCCUGAGGACCAGACAGUGUUGUUGGUGACUGUCCCUGACUUCAGUGCCACGCAGACCGCCUGCCUUGUGAACCUGCGCAGCCUGGCCUGCCAACCCAUCAGCUUCUCGGGCUUCGGGGCAGAGGACGAUGACCUGGGAGGCCUGGGGCUGGGCCCCUGACUCAAAAAGGUGGUUUUGACCAGAGAGGCCCAGAUGGAGGCUGUUCAUUCCCUGCAGUGUUGGCGUUGUAAAUAAAGCCUGAGCACUUGCUGAUGCGA